Molecule: messenger RNA, 474 nt
Organism: Octopus sinensis (East Asian common octopus)
Lineage: Eukaryota; Metazoa; Mollusca; Cephalopoda; Octopoda; Octopodidae
Product: major antigen-like
Exons: 4
Coding region: 1-474 (157 amino acids)
Source: RefSeq, a predicted model, not a curated record
AUGUCAAAUGCUCCCUCAAUGAAAAAUUUUGAAGAGAUUCAAUACGAAUUAGAACAGAUAAUUUCCAAAUUGAAUCAGAAUUUGGAAACGAAGGACGAUCUAAUUCAAAAUCUGGAAAAUCGAAUAAAACUGAUCACUCAAAAUUAUAAAGAAUCUGAAAAUUAUUUAAAUGAAAAGUUACAGGACAUCAAAGAUAGUGCGGAUAAAAAAGAAAAAGAAUAUAGCGAAUUAGAGAAUUGUUAUAGAACUAUCGUGAAUGACUAUGAAAAUCUAAAUGUUAAUUAUAACGAUUUGCAAGAGAAAAUGAGAAAUUCCGAUAAUCUUCUAAAAGACAAAGACGAUCGAAUUGAUAAUUUGGAAAAUGAACGCGUUUUGUACAUCGAGAACACGAAUAACAUGAAAACAAUUUUGCUUAAAGACAUUGAAACUCUCAAGUCUGAAAUAAACGUUUUGGAAGAAACUAAUAGAGUAUAA